Molecule: messenger RNA, 1173 nt
Organism: Rotaria socialis
Lineage: Eukaryota; Metazoa; Rotifera; Eurotatoria; Philodinida; Philodinidae
Source: the annotation of a GenBank genome assembly
AUGCAUGGUACAAGUGACUCACUAAAUGAUAGUAUUUUGCCUCAAGACGAAAAUCAAACAACUGGCUUUUGGAACCGACUGGUACAAAUUGGAAACAGUUGGAAAACCUUUCCUUAUCCUCCCGGUCUCAAGAAAGACAAUUCAGAAUCAACCUCACCAAGUACAUCAACUAAAGAACCAGAAAAAACACUUGAAGAAACACUUGGAGAAAGCUUAAAAAGGAAGAUAUAUGGUGCAGAGGAUUUGGAUCUUCACGAUAUUUUACGAUCAAUAGGGAAGAUCACAUGGUCAGAACGGCAACUACUGAUUGAUAAAAAUGAGAAAAUUUUGGAGAUAACCAAAAGCUUUCACAAGCCGUUUGAAAAUAUAACAGAAUUUUCAUCUAUUGUCGAUCAAGUCGACGUAAUUAAAGAGUUUUGCUCACAUUUUCCAAUAAAAGAUGAACUUAACAAGACGUUUGAAAAAUAUCUGGAAAACGCUCGUUUAUAUAAUGAUCCUAAAUAUAUUAUUAAAGCCUACACUUGCCACAACGAAUUUACUAAACGACUGAAUGCGCAUUUAGCUACCAAUGCAUAUCAUUCUAUAAAAUUGUACUGUACAAUUUUAAAUUGUCCCGCAUUACAUCUUACAAAAGAUUAUGUUGAUGCAUUCACUUAUAUUAUAUUUCACCCAAAGCUAAAAGAAUAUCGAGUUAAAAAUGAAAAAGUUUAUCGUGGUACCGUUCUUGAUGAUGAAAAGCUGAUAAAAGAACUUCAACCCGGUGAGAUAAUAUUAACAACGACAUAUUUAUCUACAACUAGAGAUUCAGAAGUAGCGGAGAUUUUUUGUGCUGUCGAUAGCAACAAUAGUAAAAAAAUAUCAGUAUUUUGCACAUACGCUCUCCAUAAUACUUCCCGUUGUUCAGCGCUCGACAUUAGCAAGUUAUCCCAUUUUGAUACUGAGGAGGAAAUUUUGCUCUUACGCUAUGUUCCAUUUAAAAUAGUAUCAGUGAAAAGAGCAGAACAAGAUGGAAGAAUCGACAUAUAUUUUGAAGAAUAUGCCGAAAAUGUACUAGAUCCAAACCAAUCAGAAUCAAACAAUCAUAAUUCAAUUCCAAUGCACAACAUUCAGCCCGGAUUUGGAAGACUCAGUUCAGCUGAUAUCCAAGAUGAACUAAAUGACAGCUGCUUGUAA